AUGAUGAUGAUGAUGAUGGGCCGUGUGAUGUGUAUGUUGGCCGUUAUGCUGUGCUGCGCCUGCGGGUAUACCAUGACGGCUGCUGCUGCUGUUGAUAAUGACAGUCCCAGUGGCCGUGGUGUGUCCCGUGGGGCUGUGGAGGUGUCGUGCGGGGCCGGCGGUGCGCUGCGUGUACGCCCCGCUGCUGAGAGCGAGUGGCUUACAUGCGGUGCGGGCAGCCGUGUGUCUGCAUGUGGGAAGUACGCAGACCUCUGCCGCCAGCGUACCGCAAGAGCAGCAAGAACAACAAGGAGGGCAAUUAUUGCUAAUGAUGGAAAGACACUGACUGCGGAAGAGAAAUAUCCGGAUGCUUUUAAUAUUGAUAUGAGCCAUUUUCCUGUUGUUAAAGAAGAUGAAAAAAAAAAGGUGUUGCGAAAGAUGUGUAAGAAGAACAGUGAAGCUGUUUUUGAUAAAUUAACGUGUAAGGAUGUGAGUUAUGAAGAUGAAAUAUUCGUUUUUAAUGAUUAUGAACAUGUGGAGCCCCCAACAAAGGUUGAUAUGAGUACUGGUUGGUAUUGGAAUCCAGAACAUAAAGCAGAAAGAGAGAAAAGGGAUAAGGAACAGAAGUUCCGAGAGGUGUGUAAGGUGAAUCCUGAUACUGUUAAUGAUGAAGUAAACUGCACGGAGUUUUUAAAACCGAAGACAGCGGGGGCUGACGUGAGGCAAGUUAAUCAUGAAGAGGCUCCAUCAAGUGCGGCACAGAACUCUGCAGGUGGUUCUUCUUCUCAUUCUGACAACACCAGGACUUCCAAAACAGAAGUGUCAGCACCCAGCGUAACAACACCAACAGUUACCAGCACGCAAGUCCACACUCAAGUGUCUACUGUAGCUACACAUACUAAUCAGGGGGCAUCAAGCAGCACAACAGCUAACAGUACUCCUGGCAACUCUAAUCCUACCCAGCAAUCUGCUGCAGCUGUUGAUGCACCUGCCACACCAGAAUCACGAGAAACCACUUCCAGUACUCCGCCGAGCUCCGAGAGCACAAUCAGUGAAGCACCAACCACCACUCCAUCUCCUGUUUCCGUACCUGACACACAGAUCAACAACAUUUCCCCCACUAUGCAGAACAAGACUAAUGUUGACAGCAGUGUCAGUCCUGUGUGGAUGCGCACUGCAGCACCUCUGCUGAUUGUGGCUGUGUUGUUCUCCUUUACAGUGUACUGA
Molecule: messenger RNA, 1206 nt
Organism: Trypanosoma theileri
Lineage: Eukaryota; Euglenozoa; Kinetoplastea; Trypanosomatida; Trypanosomatidae
Exons: 1
Coding region: 1-1206 (401 amino acids)
Source: RefSeq, a predicted model, not a curated record